This is a messenger RNA of Larimichthys crocea (large yellow croaker), 1160 nucleotides long. Its product is annotated as growth arrest and DNA damage-inducible protein GADD45 gamma-like. Gene Ontology annotation, biological process: regulation of cell cycle. Bases 42 to 464 code for a protein of 140 amino acids. The transcript has 3 exons. The record is from RefSeq and is a predicted model, not a curated record. NCBI's taxonomy places the organism in Eukaryota, Metazoa, Chordata, Actinopteri, Sciaenidae. Gene Ontology annotation, cellular component: nucleus; cytoplasm.
UUUCUGACCACAUCAGCUGAACUGUAAGCUAAAGCAUCACCAUGCAGUCUCCUGGAAAAUCUCUGAAAGAAGCUCUGCUCUGUGCUCAGACCGAAGAUCGACUCACUGUUGGAGUCUAUGAGAGCGCUAAGAUCAUGACUGAUGACCCGGACAGUGUGUCUUUCUGCGUCCUGGCCAUGGAUGAGGAGUUUGAGUGUGACAUCGCUCUGCAGAUCCACUUCACCCUCAUCCAGUCCUUCUGCUUUGACAACGACAUCAGCAUCGUCAGAGUGAGCGACAUGCAGCGUCUGGCUGAGAUUGUUGGCGACAAGGCAGAGCAGCUUGAAGAUACCCACUGCGUCCUGAUCACGAACCCAGCUGAGGGGUCUUGGGAGGACCCAGCUCUGGAGAAGCUGCACCUGUUCUGUGAGGAGAGCCGUCGUCUGAACGACUGGGUUCCCGAGAUCAGCCUCCCCGGGCGUUGAUCUGGGACUCGGCUCCUCUCUUUGCUCAGAUGCUGUAAAGCUUCUUAAUCUGGAAAUACUCAUCCUGAUGAACAGGAUGACACUGUUUCUGCUCAUCCCUGGAUACUCCUGAGGAGGAUUCACGUCCAGGCAGCACGGCGCCGGCCCGAGGGGCCGCCCGUGACACCGUCGCCUCUUGUCCCGUCCAUGCCAAGAUGACUCUCAUUCUUUAUGUGAAUGAGGUCAGGUAUGCCACAAGAGCGACACAUCGACCCUCAUUCUUUGUGCGGAUGAGGUUUGGAGAGGAAGGAGAAGCGAGUUCUGCGUCCUGUGGUUCCACAGAGCAAAUGUCGCAUCUUGAAGCACGCGCAGCAGGAGAAGAAGCGGUGCUGAGGAAGAGGCGUUCUUAAAAAGAGACUUUUUAAAGAUGUCCUCUUUGCUGAGCAACAUGACAACAGUUGCAGUCAGCGAAAAUGUUUCCCACUUUCCAGAAUUGUCUUAAUUCUCUAAAGGUUUCACUUUAGAAAUUUAACGAUGACAAAAAAAUAUUCUUAAAAAAAAUAUUGGAAAAAAAAUAUUGUCUAAAGGUUUCACUUUAGAGGUUAACAAUGAGAGAAAAAAUACAAAAAGUGUCAACAUGAAACAAAUACAGGAGUUUGAGUCUGAUCUUGAAAUGUGAAAAAGAUGGAAAAGAAAAAAGAAAACCUGAAACCGUAG